Filobasidium floriforme is the source of this 991-nucleotide messenger RNA. RefSeq lists its product as uncharacterized. Bases 221 to 928 code for a protein of 235 amino acids. NCBI's taxonomy places the organism in Eukaryota, Fungi, Basidiomycota, Tremellomycetes, Filobasidiales, Filobasidiaceae. The record is from RefSeq and is a predicted model, not a curated record. The transcript is spliced from 4 exons.
CUCUGGCCAACAGGACCUCCCUCGCCCCUCAGAAGAAGCGGACUGACCGGGCCUAAGCCAUCGUUACCGUUCCCGCGCUGCGAAGCCGCGAGGGGCUUCCUCCCGUAGUUCCUAGGACUACCAACAUCGUCGUCUUCGGCUGAGCUGAGCCCUGGUGGAUCGCUUGGAUGAAAUCGUCAUUAACGGCUGAAGGGAGACAUCGGUCAUUCGGACUAGAAGGAUGCAUCGGGUCAAGUAUUUUGUUUUUCGCUCUUCCUUUUUUUCUUCCCCCGCCUCUCCCCCGACCCCUCCUUACCCUCCCUACCCCUCUCCAUUCAUCGCGCUGGUCGCACCCAAGUACUCGUCGUACUCACGGUUCUCACCGCAGAUCACUCCCUUCCCUCCUUCAGACUUCCUCUCGCCCCGGACCUCUUUCGUCGUCAAGCCGUGCCGGACUCCAUCAGCUACGAAGGAAACACGUCGCUCGGUACCGCUUGCAGACAGGCCGAGUAAUGGGCCGUCGACGUCUUCUGGAGUCGGGAUGGACAGGGUCGGAAGGCGUCAGGGACAGUAUGGAUCGCGGGAGUGGAGUCAGGGGGCCGAGAAGAUGUUCCUUCAUCCCCACCCCUCUCUGCCCUCUACCUCUUCUCUCUCUCUCUCUCUCUCUCUCUCUCUCUCUCUCUCUCUCUCUCUCUCUCUCUCUCUACCUUUGUUUUUCGCUCUGUUGUUUUCUGUUUCUCUCCGCCGCUUGGGUAAGACACGAGGUUCUCCUCGUCUGAUGUUUGCCUUGCAGGACGCCCGGGUAACCCCCCAAUACGUAUUUUCUUUCGCACGGAUGACCAGACCGGAACAGGAUAAACAUUGCACCUCGGCCUCCAUAGGACAGAUCCGGAUGAUGCCAAACAGGUGGACUUUUUUCGCUCGCUGGACCUGUAGAAGUUUACUGUAGUCGGACACCUUUGGUUGAAUGUAUUUUAGACUGCUUGUCAUAGUACGCUAUAUCCUGUCGGCU